Dermacentor albipictus is the source of this 1023-nucleotide messenger RNA. Lineage: Eukaryota; Metazoa; Arthropoda; Arachnida; Ixodida; Ixodidae. The record is from RefSeq and is a predicted model, not a curated record.
AUGGGUCUGCGACACACCAAGGUGACCGGCAGUCGGUACAUCAUGAAGCUGGGCAAGAAAAGUCUGAUGCAGAUGCUCAGGUUUGCCGUCGUAGAGUUCCCCGAGGAGGACUGCAGCUUGGCAGUUGUUCACGGUUCGUGGUUGAAUCCAAAAAGAAAUAGGACAUAUUGGCCUACGUUGAAAAAUUCAUCGCAGCGGCGGAGAGCCACUGUUGAAGGUGCUGCACCAUCUCCUAGUUGGACACAAGCCAACUGUGUGGUGAAAUCCUGGGCUGACACUUACGAAAAGGCAUGUGAGAAGCAGAAUUUCCUGCAGUAUCAUUCGGACAUGAGCUGCGAAGAAGAACUGGGACGCGGAAAAAGAAAAAAACGAAGUGCCUUGGCUUCUGACUACAGUAGUGAGCCAGACACGACUGACGACUCGGGUGACGACUCGAACUAUCACCCUCCUAGGCCGCCAACACCACCUCAACUGGUAACAAACAUUGCCUUUAUGGAGAGGAUAUUGUCCAGCCUUAAUACAAUUAAGGUUGUGCAACAGGCGCACACACAGCUCUUGGCACAGAUGAAUAAUGCGGAAGAAGCAUGCCCAGAGAACCAAAACCUUCCCGAUCAGCUGCCAUUUUUGACCACAAGAGACAUGCUUGAUUGGGAUGCUGAACUUGGGGUGAACAAGGAAGCAAAGCUUCGAAUGAAAAGACACAUGGUUGUCCAAGGUGGUGACACCAUAAACCAGAAGACUGCACGCAUCUUAAAGAGUGUGAUGUCGUGGGAUGUGGCAAAACAAUUCAGUUGGUAUGGUGCAAAAGGCAAAAUGAAGUUUUGUGAGCUGAAUAUUUGCAAGCUACUGUGCAGUAACCUGCCUGAUAGAAAAUACAAGCACAACCAGGAGGAGGCUACUCUAAAGAACAUAGAAAAAGCAGCCAUGUCUUGGUUCCGCCAUGCCGCAGAACGGGCAGCAGCAGGGCAACAAAGGCAACUGAACAAAACUUCAGCACAGGACAACGACGCUCUCAUUUCUUGA